Molecule: messenger RNA, 1088 nt
Organism: Nelumbo nucifera (sacred lotus)
Lineage: Eukaryota; Viridiplantae; Streptophyta; Magnoliopsida; Proteales; Nelumbonaceae
Source: RefSeq, a predicted model, not a curated record
UCCCGCGCGCGCGCGCGAGAGAGAGAGAUUCUACGUUCGCUUGUCCGAAACAUGGGAGCAUUUCCAUGCCUGCGCGAACGUAAGGCUGCAACUGCUCUCCUCCUUCUCUCCUCCUCCUCCUCCUCCUCCUCCUCCAACAACUCUUCCUCUCUGUCUUCAAAUUACUCUUCAAGGUGCCUCUCCAAUGAGUCCUACUCAAACAACUAUACCAUCAGUUCAGAUGGCAAGGAGGAAUCGUCUCCAAGCGGUUCGAAUUCGAAGUCGUGCUCUUCAUCUCUCACGAAUGAAGGAUCUUCUGAAAGAAAUGAACAGUUUCCGCUUAGAGUUCUCGCAGCUGCAGCUCGGUGUCAUGAAAUCAAGCUCAAGGCCGUGAGAAGACGACGUUCGAAGAACUACAAGAAGACCGACAGCAAAAAAAUGAUCUCCGGCGUAUGGGAAAAACCUGUAAUUCUAGCUCCAGCAACUGUGUCAGAAGUUACAGAGGUUUCGUCUCUCUCGAGUGCAUCCAGCAGCGUAGCUUCAGCCCUACCAAACCACCGUCUAAUAAGACUUGGGAAGAAGUUAUCACUGAUUCAGGAACGUGGUGAAGAGCGUAGAAGACAGAAAAUCAGUUCGGGUUGCCUCCGGCGCCGAGCGGAGGCCAUCAUGAAGUUUCUUUCUGUUGGUUGCGCUUCUGAGGUUCGGAUUCGCCAAGCGCUCGGAGACAGCCCUGAUACCAGUAAAGCUCUUAGAAUGUUGGUAAAGCUGGAAGAAAUUAAGCGAUCAGGUGCAGGUGGUCGUACGGACCCAUACAUCUACACGGUGGCAGAUGCAGCAGUAUCCAGGAGCGAUGUAGACUCGGAUUGACCGAGUCUUCACGUAAGUUGAAAGUUUUGGGGCCUACUCAAGAAAGGUAAUAGAAUAAGGGGUCAUAGGUAACAAACCUGACUAACACAAUGGGCCAAUUGUUAAUUGAUUUGACGAGAGUUUCUCUCUUUAAUAGAGAAAGGCAGACCCCUCGGAUACGCAAGUGUAGAGUCAUAUGAUGUUCUUGUAGUCUGAAGAUCUUUACCAUUUACCAGCAACAAUAUGUAAUAGGAGGAAGAUAU